Molecule: messenger RNA, 1683 nt
Organism: Zophobas morio
Lineage: Eukaryota; Metazoa; Arthropoda; Insecta; Coleoptera; Tenebrionidae
Product: protein Aster-C-like
Exons: 14
Coding region: 875-1594 (239 amino acids)
Biological process (GO): intracellular sterol transport
Cellular component (GO): plasma membrane; endoplasmic reticulum-plasma membrane contact site; endoplasmic reticulum membrane
Molecular function (GO): sterol binding; sterol transfer activity
Source: RefSeq, a predicted model, not a curated record
UGAGCGUUUAUAUCCACCAUUCCGGCCCUUUAUCGAAGAUUUUGCUAAUUUGGUAUAUGAAGGGCCUAGAAACUAAUAAGUGUGAUUAUUACAACAGCUGAUAAAAAAUUUAUUUUUACACAGCUGACAUCAACAUUAGCAGGCCUUAAAUCCAGACUCUUCCGGUUCUGAAGAAGUUUGUAAACACAUAUUAGAGCAAAGCAUACCAGAAAAGACCGUUUACGGUUGCAAGUGUACUUUAAAUAGUGAAAAUCCUUUGAGGGGGGGACUCAUUCUACUUGACAACUGUUGCAUAUUUUAUAACUUGCAGUCCUGUUCGAAAUCUUUAGAAUUUUCAGUUACUCUGAAAUUUUAUCUGUCCACAAAACUUUUUUUGUUUCUUUUCUUUCUGGCUUCGUAAUUAAAACUCAAGAAAACAAAAAAAAAAUUUAUCUUUUCGGCUGUUAAAGAACGUGAUAAAGUUGCCGUUCUGCUUUAGAAGUUUUGUAUCGACGUAAAAUCGAGCAAUCUGUCUGAUAAAGCUAUUUGCCACGAGAUUCAGCCAAAAUCUCCUAACAAGCUGGAAAGUAGUAAGGAAUCUUUCGUCGAUUGUGGUUGUAGUAGCCAUUUGGAAAAAAAUUUUCUCGACAAAAUAUUUCUUUGCGAACCUUGUAAAGUAUACGAAAGCAUUUUUGGAGAAGAUUCGGAUUUCUUUACGACUUUUUUGACUGAAUCAAGAAAAGCCUCCUCUGUUGAGUGCACAGUUUGGGAAACAACCGAAUCGGAAGGAAACGUAGGUACGUGGAGUUAACAAACGGUGGUAGCUAUAAACUUUUAAAUACGACGCCACGAAGAAUGUCGGUUUUUGAAGUACACUCUGCCUCUUAAAAAAAAUAUGGUGGGCCCAACCGAAGCACAGAUGGAGGAGCUGCAAACAGUUCUCAUAAAAGAGGAUAACAAAAGGUACGUUGUCACGACGAGUACCAGUGCUCUUCACAUUCCUUACGGAAACAGCUUCGAAUCCCUGUGCAAGUACUGCAUCACAGAGCACGGGCAAAACAAUUGCAGGCUCAAAAUAACCGCUUCUAUUAUCUGGAAGAAAAAAGUCAAACUACUUAAAAACUAUAUUACGAGUGUUACUUUUGAAGGCAUUCAAGAUUCUGUAAAUUUACUUGAAACACGCCUGGGCGCGGAGUAUGGAUGGCGCCCCUUGAAUUCUGUCGCAGAGGAAAGCGGGAAUAUCAGAACCAAAAAAAAGACUUCCCCACGAACACAUAAACUCUUUUUUGCGAUUCAAACUCUCUCUAAGGGCAUCGACUAUGUUGUGAAUGCGAAUCUCGAGCAACUGCUGCUUCUGCUUGCGUUACUUGCUACUUUGUCUUUGGCUAUAAGUUUCUAUACAGCCACUUAUUUAUCCUUCCGAAGUCGCUCCGACGUACUUGGAGCAGGCGGUCAGCUUCCUGUUAUAAGGGAUCGCGCAGAAGUACUGAAUGCUAAGCUCGAACAAAUUAAGGUGCUGCUCACCCAGGCCAACGCAGCCAUCUUGGACUCAAAAGCGGUCUUAACUAAAAUUAGGGAACGAUGUAAAAGUAAAGGUCUCAAUAGCUCUUGUUAAAUUUGCAACUAAUGUGAACAGUUGAAAAGUCAAAUUUUGAUCAGCAUAGCUGACUUAUAACUGUCGUUUAGUCUUCACUUAAGCAUGUG